Messenger RNA from Aspergillus steynii IBT 23096, 1083 nucleotides. RefSeq names its product putative peptidyl-prolyl cis-trans isomerase (gene cyp5). Lineage: Eukaryota; Fungi; Ascomycota; Eurotiomycetes; Eurotiales; Aspergillaceae. The record is from RefSeq and is a predicted model, not a curated record. Bases 42 to 680 code for a protein of 212 amino acids. The transcript is spliced from 3 exons. Gene Ontology annotation, cellular component: catalytic step 2 spliceosome. Gene Ontology annotation, molecular function: peptidyl-prolyl cis-trans isomerase activity. Gene Ontology annotation, biological process: protein folding; protein peptidyl-prolyl isomerization.
AUUUCACGUCUUGGUCUCGAGUACUGUCAUCGCAAUCCAUCAUGUCUGUCACUCUUCACACCACGCACGGCGACGUGAAAGUCGAGCUUUUCUGCGAGGCAGUGCCCAAGACGACAGAGAACUUCAUCGCCCUCUGCGCCUGCGGCGCAUACAACGACACACCAUUCCACCGCCUCAUGCCCGGCUUCAUGAUCCAAGGUGGCGACAUCUCCCUGGGGCCCGCAGGAUCCGACACCUCCAGCGCCACCAAAUCGAUGCUUCCGUUCGACGACAUCCCGAAAGGCGGCACCUCAAUCAACCACCCCGGCGCACUGAACCAAGAAAUCCACCUCCCCGCUCUACGACACAACACGCGCGGGAUCCUGUCCAUGGCGUCGCGACCCGUCAAGGACCGAACGGCGCCCGGAUCGCAGGGCGCAACAGGCGCAACCAUCAACGGGAGUCAGUUCUUCAUCACGUUUGCGGGCGCGCCGCAUCUGGACGGGGCGAGCACGGUGUUUGGGAAGGUGCUGAAUCUGACGGCGCAGGAUGAGGGUGGGGAUGUGCUGUCGAGGCUGGAGAAGGCGAACGUGAAGGUUGAUAAGAAGGGGAGGGUGGUGCAGCCGAAGGACGGCGAGACGGAGUACGAGUCGUUGAGGAUUAAUCGGGUGACGAUCCAUGCGAACCCUUUCGCGAAGUGAACCCGGGGUUGAGGUUAACGCCGAUAUGUCCAUCGAGGAAUGUUGCUAUGGGAUGAUGAGGGUCGCCUUGGGAACGGUCCCUGGUGGAAAAGACUCUUGAGCGGCACGGACAGACGACAUCACCGCUACCACGCCCGGUGUUUUGGUUUUGGGUGACGAUGCCAUUCGCGUGAUGCGUACAGACCCUGUGAGUGUCGUCGACAGCCGUGUCUGCCUCACUGAGGUCGCGGCAUCCAAGCAUCCUUCGGCCGUCACCAAAGGCCACCAUCUAAGAAUGGCUUCCUGUCAUUUCUCCGAGGGUUACUAGGAUUUGGAAAGCAACCGUAAUUGAUUUACGGCUUGCAAUCAGACUGAUCUUGGUCGAAUUGCCUUCCAAACUAUCUAAUGACAUUUCCUUACGAAC